AUGCGUGAUUGUAUUUCAUAUGAUCACCCAGAUGGCCCUCAAGAAAGCGAGAUCUUUGCUCGCGCCAUUGUGCGUGGGGAUCUUGAGGCCGUAAAGGAUCACUUAUGUGCAGCCGUCGAUCCUAACUCAUAUAUCAUUGCUGCUCGAUACAUGCUUACCGAUCCCUCCAAAGGGGAACUCAGCAGCGACCUCCAACCCUGGUUGGAAUCUAUCAGAUCCAGCAAUACGGCGCUGAUUCUUGCAUUCGCCAGCGGUGUCAAUGAUACCAAGCUCGAGGGCUUCGCGUUUGCUCUUGGUUAUUGCACCUUAGAGACCAUGCAGGCUUUUAUAGAUGCAGGCAUUGAUUUAAAUAAAACGUCUUUGCUCGGGAACACCGUGGCGCAUGCAAUCGCCCUGCAAAAUUCGCAGGAGAUUUUCGAUCUGGUGGCACCCCACCUUACGCCGGAGACUAUGACGAGUAUCUCAAGCUUCUACCGUAUGCCACUGCAUAUGGCGCUAAAGCAACGAAGCCCGAAUCUCGUCAUGAGAUUCAUCGAUGCUGGUGCCGAUAUCAACCCUCUCGAUAGAAGGAUGGAUAUUGCUCUGUGGACUGCCCUCAAACAAGAACAUUUUAGAAUUGCACGCUUGAUUCUUGGGAAAUAUGCCAACAGUCCCCUGCAAGCAUAUAUAGGAGGGCGUGAGCUUCUGGCAGCAACCUCCACUGAGAAAUAUGAUAUUAUCCAAACCCUCAUGGACCGCGGCGUGAGCAAAGAGCAAGAUGAGAGGGACGAGGUUACACCGCUUGUUGGCGCGGUCAGGACAAGAAGAUUGGGUAUCGUGAAAUUAGCCUACGAAAGAGGACCGACCCGUCCCUUCUUGAGACAUAACCCGGGGAAGCUGUAUUCGCCUUCGGCAUACGCUGGAGCUCUUGGCACUGGUAGCAGGUCCCGUGCAGUCUUGGAUUACCUAGAUGGUAUUAUAGACAACGAAUUUAGCGACCCUCAAACACUACCUAGGGCAGAAAGUGAUACCCAUGCCGACAUGGCACGCAAGAUCAUGGAAGCUAUGUCAGAUCUCCUGCACUGGGGUGAAUGUUUCUUCUGGGAUGAAUGUUUUUUCGGUGAUUCUUUUGGGGUCAGGUUCGACCUCAUCAAUCAAAUCGCGUUGCACAUUCUUCCAUUGGCAGGGGCUGAUUUGAAUUCUGUUCGAAUCUGCGAGCUUGUCGAAAAGGCUCGAAAUAUUUUUCCAGACAAGCAGGCUAUGCCCUCUAAGAAGCAGAAACUCACCGAGGCGCUGAAAGUUUUUCCUCGAGAUGAAUGCGAGAUUUCUUUGUGGACACAACGACCUUUGUAUGGGAUGAAUGUCAUGCUUCACAGCGCUAAUGGUAAGAUGAAAGACAAGCUCAUUCAGCUCACGUGUGGUAUUUCUGCUGCAGGAGAAGCCCUUCCAGAUACAGGUGAUGAGCUCAUUGAGCGCAUAUCAGAUAGGCUCGGACCGGGUCCUUAUCGUACAAUGUGGGCGGUUGUUCAGGCCAUAAAAUAUCUUGAGUCUACAGAGAAAGCAGAAGAAGGAGGGUGGACUGGUUCCUAUGAGUCAUGUCAGCUAGAGAAGGCUAUACUACGUCUUCUGCGCACGGUUAGGGAAGAGAGUGAUCCUGAAAGGAGAGCCCUUUUCUUGGAGACGUUGGAGGCGGUCAUUCAACAUCACAUAACGGAUCGGCUAGACAUGGAGAAUAAUGCUGAGCUUGAUCGAGCCGGAACGAUAUACAAAGUACCUCCUGGAGUUGAGGAGAGGUCAAGGAAGCUCACAGAGACUUUGCACCUUUUUUAUCAGCUGGCAAGGGAAAAUAUUGAUGAUAAGCAGAUGGACCGACUUAUGCUGGUCAUUUCGCGUCUGCUUCGAUUCUAG
Messenger RNA from Penicillium concentricum, 1887 nucleotides. RefSeq names its product F-box domain and ankyrin repeat protein. Lineage: Eukaryota; Fungi; Ascomycota; Eurotiomycetes; Eurotiales; Aspergillaceae. Bases 1 to 1887 code for a protein of 628 amino acids. The transcript has 3 exons. The record is from RefSeq and is a predicted model, not a curated record. Gene Ontology annotation, molecular function: protein binding.